AGUCGGCCAUUGUUAACAGGGUUACAUUUUGAGUCAAUAUCGGGGUCUGUGUAAUAUUGGAUGUCAUUGCAUUUCAUUCUUAAUGUUUUGUUAACAUCUAAGCAUUUUAUUCGGAGAUUAUGGCUACUGUUGCAGGAGAUGACGACUUUGAUCAGUUUGAUAAGCCUGGUGCAGAAAGGUCUAGGAGGAAACGAACUGGCGAUGAAGAGUGGGAUAGUGAUCUUGAUGAUGAUUUGCUAGGAGAUGAUUUGCCAUCUGCCAAAAAGAAUCUGUCUGAUUUGUCUGAUGAAGAGCUUAAUGAUGAGCUGUUACAGAGUGAUGAAGAAGAAGAAAGCUACAGCUCUCGUGAUGCAGUUCUCAGUAUGAAUUCGUCUGACAAUUUAAAGUCAUUUGACCUGUCCAGCAGCGCUAUCAGUUUAACAGCUACUGAAGUUAAAGAUCCUAGUUUUGAACAACAGGAUACUACAGGUGUUUAUGAAGAAGGAGAGGAAGAAAAAGAGGGGGUAGCAACAGUAGAAACUGAGGAAUAUGCUCAGGUAUAUUAUGCAGGGGAAGAGGAAGAGUUAGAAGGUGCUGAGGCUGAAAUGACUGAAGACCAAAUUGAAUACGUAGAGCAGGAUGAAGAACUUUCCAAUGAUGAAGUGAUAGAACUUGAGAUCAAUGAGACACUGGAUGAUGAAUUUCAAGAUGAAGACUAUGUAAAUCCAGAAACUACAACAGAUGUUCUUAGUUAUGAAGUGGAAGGUAAAAAUGUCACUGCUUUUUCUGACAAUGUUCAGGAAAUGUCAUAUGAAGCUGAAGCUGAGGAAAGCCAAGAAUUGGAUGAUUCAGAAGUAGCAGUGAAAGAAGAAUCUGAUGAAGAGGAGGAUGAAGAGGAGCCUGGCCGACUGCGUUUCAAAAAGGAACGGAAAGAUGGGACAGUCAUUAGGAUAAUAGAUCCGACAAAUAAGAGGAGGAACAUCCCAGAAACUUUAGAACUGUCAGAAGAAGCUAAAGCAAAGUUGCUUGAAUUUGAGGAAAAGGAACGUCAGAGAAAGCAAUUACGGAGUGGUCAGAGAAGAGGAGGAAGGCGAGGUGCAAUCAAUUCUCUUUUCCAUAGACCUGUAGAAGGAAGAAGAAUCAACAGUGGAAGAGGACGAAUGAAUGACCAGACAGUUCCUUUGAUGUCUGUCCCUGUGUCUCAGCAGAACCAUCCACAGAUGAUGCCUCCCCAUCAUUCACAGCUGCCAACUAGUGGUCUUUUUCAAAACCAGCAGCCACAGCCAUUGUUUCCUCCACAUCGCCAUCUUCGUCCUAUGCAUCAUGGAAUGCCACCUCUUCAUCAGCUUGAACCACCUAGAAUGCUUAUGCCUCCACCACCAACUCCUCAGCAGCCGAAGAAUAUUCAUAUAAAUCCCCACUUCAAAGGCCCUGUUACAUCCUCCAUGCAAGUGCCGUUGCUUCCCUUACCUCCAGAGCAACCUAAGCUUGUUUUGGAACCACCAAGAUUUCCUGGCUCUUCAGAAUUUCAGCCACAUCCCCCUGGGCCACUUCCAGGCAACUUCACUCAGGUUCCCAGACUUCCUCCUCCUCCACCUCCUCCUUUAGAGCAAUGGAGAGGACCACCACCGCCACUGCCUCAAGACAGAAACCAACCUUUCUUUAUUGGAGACCCAAGAUUUCCAGGACAGCAACUUUUUGAGCAGCAGAACCCUCCACCUCCACUUCUUAACGCUCACCCAGUUCCUAAUCAGAAUCUGGCAGCUUUUAACCAAUCUGGUCAAGCAUUUAAUCAGCAAGGACAGCAACCGUUGUUUCCUAGAGAAAGACCUCUCCGACCAAACCUACAGCCACCAAGUCACAUGGGCAUGCCUCAUUUUAACCAGCCAGGACCAUGUGGUCCUCGACCGUUUAUGCCUCCUAGACAGCAGAAUCCACCAGGACAUGCACAGUCCUUCCCUCCUCCACACAUCCAGCAUGGUAUGCAGUGUCCUGUAAUGCCUUUGCCACAGCCAUCUCAUCAUCAUCCUCACCACCACCAACCACCACCACAGCACCACAGCCUACAACAGCCACCACAACAGCAGCCACCUCAGCAGCAGCUUCAUCACCCUUCUCAGCAGCCUCUUUUACCUUUGCCACGUCAUCCAUUUCGACAACGUAUACAAAAGCAGCAACAAAAGAACUGUAAUCGAAUGCAGCGUCAACAGCGACAGGGUGCAGUUAAAGCAAAACGUAACAUACCAUUGCAAAAUAUGAGUAAGGGCCAGAAUCCGCAAAAUCAAGGAUCAGUUGUAAGAAAUAGUAACUUGCGUGAAUUACCAGUGGCACCAUUGGUCUCUGUUAACAACAAAGGUUCAGCAACACCUCCUGCUGCUCAGGUAAAGCCAGUUGCAAGAUCAUUUCCUACCAUGAAGACAGUGUUACCCGCUAAAGCACAACAGGGGAAUAUAGAGCAAAAUGCCAAAGCAGUGAAGUCUGUACCACAACCAACAACUGAACUAAAACCUGAAACAGUGGACCCUGAUGAAGAUGAAGAAACAAGACUGUAUCGUCUGAAGAUUGAAGAGCAAAAGAAAUUAAGGGAAGAAAUCUUAAAACAAAAAGAACUAAGAAGACAGCAGCAGGCUGGUGCACGAAAAAAAGAACUUCUUGAGCGGCUUGCACAACAGCAAUCUUUUGUGCAGGUUGUUUCACAUCAGCAAGACAGUGUAUCAGUAGUGCCUGCCAAUAAUAACUCCAUUGUGCCUGCUUUAAGCCCAGCUGAACAGCAGGGUGUGAAGGCAAGACUAUUUAUAAAAAAGCAGGGACCUGGAAGCAUUGGGCUACAGCCACAGAACUUAUUUCCAGUACAAACAAUUACACAGAUACAGUCUCAGAGACAACGAAAAGCUGUAAAACAACCUCAGCCAGUCAGAACUUUACCUCAGAAUCCACUCACAGCAUCCCAGAAAGUAACACAAGCAAAGUCUCCCAUUCCAGUGCUAAUGCAUGGGUCACAGCAAAGUGCCAAAGUUGUAGCUGUGCAGGGCAGGACACAGCAAUUAAAACCCGGAAUGAAAAGGACAGUGAUGCAGAGGGCAAACUUUGUAGGUGGAGGUGGACCUCAUUUGCGACCUAAGAAAUUUAAGUUAAUAAACCUUACAGAUAUGCACAUGGGAGAGAAUAUUAUGUAUUCCCAUUUUGAGGGUGGACCCCAACAGUUACAGCUACAGCAGCCUCAGCUGCAGACACAACAGUUUCGGAAGGUCACAUUGAAAAAAGGAGCAGCAGUCCAACCGCAACAGCAGAUGACCUGUGCUCAGUCAGCAUUGUUAGGACCAAGAAACACUUCUGGAAAUCAGCAAUUGCAAACAAAGGCCAUUAUACAGGGGAGAGGCAGAGCAUUAGAGGGUCAGAUAGGCCGUGGGCGCUUGAUGUCGAACAAACAGAAUCUACGAGUAGUUGAAUGCAACACAGAGUCAAAUGUAGUGUCGAUUGAAGGCAUUUCGUCAUCAACUACUGAUUCCCAGCUGAAAAGCCUACUACUUUCUGUAGGCCCCAUUCAGAGUUUUGAGUAUCUGCCACAACAAAGGAAGGCUAUAGCAAGGUUUGUAAAUUCAGCACAUGCAGCAGCAUUUCAGCAAAAGUACCACAGGCACAUGGUAGACUUGUCCCACAUAAAUGUGUUGCUGAUUGCAGAGUGAUUCAUUUUUUUUCUGAAUCUCUGAGACAUCCUUACAGUACUGUGAAGUGGCCACAGAAUUAUUCCAGAACUCAUACUUCUAUGAACUCAAGUCAACAGUGAUCGAAAUAAUCCCAUGCCACAAUACUGCCUUGCGGAACUGAAGACAUCUGUCCAAUGUAUGGAAAAAUAAACUGAAUUUCGUUUCACUAAGGCAGACAGUUGAAUUUGUACUUUCUGAACAUGUAAAGUACCUUUUCCUCCAACUCAUGGAACUAUGGUUUUAGCCAUUGUCGCUUUUGUGUGGAUACACAACUUCAUUUAAACAGUUACAGCACUGUUAAAACUGCAGUAAUUGAAUGCAUCUGCACUGGGACCCUCCUUUUAAAAGCUUUCAAGAGGUUUUCAUAGGAACAGUUAAUAAUGGUUGCUCUUAUCUUCCCUGUAGGAGCAUUACAAAAGCAGAAAUUAGUUUGUCAUUUACAGACUCUCAGAUACUCUCAAAAUGGUUUAGCUGUCUGUGCAGGAGUACGUUUGUAACUGCAGGAAAAUGAGUUACAAAGGACAGAAAAUUGCACCAAACAAUUCACCUUAGAAUUUAAAAAAAUAUAUUUAAAUAUAUCUAGCAUCAAUCCAUAGUCACUUAGUACAGUCUUAAACCUUGAAGUGUUACUCAGAGUAAUUCAACUGUUCUUUUCAUAAAGUUUUAAGAAAGCCCUUUAAUAGGUUUGUUUCUGACUUCACGUUGGUGGUGGGGGGGGGUGAAGGGAGGGACAAAAUAUUAGCAAGUAACAGAGAAGUACAUUUUCACAGAUAACAUUCCCUUGUACACACCUCCACAACUGGUCUCUCAAAGUUACUCAUAAGUAAUUUCAGUAGUCUUUACUGCAUUUCUAAUGAGCCAAACAUAUCUGUUCUCUUUUUUCUGUAGCAGUUUUUGUUUGUAGAUUUAGUAUUUAUAUUGAUUGAUUUGGGAGAAUUUUUCUCUAAGAAGAAUAUCAGAAUGAAAAUCAUUCUAAUCCUACAAGUAGGAAAAUGCUCCAGCAUAAUAGUUAAUUAUGCUGGCAAUGUUUUAUUUUACAUGUUAAUGUGUCUUUCAUAAUAAAACUGCAUAUAAGUAUCUUUAUACAUACACAGCUGUAUUCUGCUUCACUUUCCUUAGCAUUCCUGUACCAUCAUACAUUUUCCAUCAAAUUGUGUGCCUGCUAGCCAUGAUAUCCAUGGCUGAGCACAGAAACUUUCCUAGAACAAAACUCGUAUUUUUCUUUGUGAUUCUGUCGUCCCAGUUUAUAACUGUGCAGAAGAAAGAAGAGGGGGGAGGAGAGAGAGAAUGUGUGUGUAUUUUUAUGGAUUUGUGAGUUGUUAAUGCAUUACUGAUCAAGCCAUACAUUGUUACCUGUAUGAGAUGGCAUCUUGUUAUUCCUUCUGUGGUGUUUAGUAUUGAGAGGUAAACAUUAUUGUAAAGGUGUUGGCUUGCUCAGUACUGUAAAACAUUCACUCGACCAAAAAAUGCCACUUCUUUACUCUUAGAGCACUUUGCCUAUGCACUGGGACAUGAUAAUUGGUAUAGUUAGUUCUUAAUUUUAAGACUAGAACUCUUUUCUGGAAAAAAAAUAAAGAUGUCUAAUGAAGUCAGAGUAGCAGUUAUAAGAAGUUUGUUUAUGUAAAUAGUAAAUACAGACCAACUUUGCUGUGCUGAAUCAUUUUGAAAUUAUGUCCGAUUUAGCAUUUUUUUGAGAAACUAGGUUUAUAUACAUAUGUAUUUUAACUUUGAUGAUACAGUAUUGAAAUUUUCAGGUGUGAAGACUACAAAAAUGUAUAGUGCAGCUGUACGCACAGAUAACAAAAUGGCUAGUGUUUAAUCUCCAGAGUCAGCUGUAGUUCUCACAAACCAGCAUGUACUGAUAAUGACAACCUAAAGAAGAUAAAUAUAGCAUUUUUGUUGUUUUAGCUUGUUAAAUUUACAGAAUACAUAUUGUAUAGUCUGUCAUGUUUUCAAAUCUAGCAUUAAUUUAGCAAAGGUAAAAAGUCAGUCAUUUUUUAAAUAAAUAAAAGCCUGCAUAUCUGCUGUUUCCAUUCAGCAAAAUAUUGAAGCAGCUGUCACUGCCUUUGUCUCACAUUUGACAAUAGAUAACAGAAUUGGAUUGUUCAGCCGUGGUGGUUAUUUUAGUUUUUAUGCCCAAUAGAAAGCAAGCAUAGCACUUCAGCUUCAUGGCUUCUUCUGUAAGUCAGAUUCCAGGGUUACCUUGAUGCAACACGUUCAUAAUAUUAAAAAGGAAAAAAUUCAGGCAGUUAUGGUUUCUUGAAUUGGUACAGACUCUGUUGUAGGUUGGGUGACAGAUAUGUUUGGUUCUCUUUUAGCACUUUUCAGCAGUGUAAUGCUACUUUAAUAUUCUAUCACAUGGAUUUGUUUGUAUGAUAGCAUUCCUUGCCAUUACCGUCUUCACCUAGGUUUGAAGUUAGCAAAGCUGUGUCCCUUUAAAAGGUGUUAUUAGGCAUGGGUAAGGUUGCUGUGUUGGAGCAGCCCUCAGCCCCACAUAGUAACACAAAGGAUUAGAGUCCAUGCAGGGAACAUUGCAUAACUGUGGUAGCCAAAUGGCUAAGUACACCCUUAUCUUCCCUUCCUGAUAUACUGAACAACCAUGAACAGGUUAAUUCUUUGGUACCCCCACCAACACCACCAGCUUUGGCCACCCAGUCUAGUGCUUAUCUCAGACCUUAGACGCAAUAGAUGAUACUUCUUCCUUUAUAUUUGCUAGCCGUUUGAGUGAACCAGUCCAAAAUGCAUAUAAAACAGAGAGUAAACACUUUAAAGGAAAGGGCUGUGAAAUAAAAUACUGUAAUAUUAAUCAGCACUUAAAUAGCAGGCGUUAACGUGCACUCAUCUGUUCCAACACUAAUAUUUGAUAAAGCAACGAAAGUAAUACAGCUUACAAUGGGAAAGUCAAGGAGAGUUACAAAAGGUUGGUAAGUUGUCUAAUUUUUGUUAAACUCGCAGUCUACAUAAUUAGGUUAAAUAUCUGCAGGGGAAGGGUAGAAUUUUUCAUUGGUUCUAGUUAGAGUAGAUUAAGAAAUUUUCUUAAUUAUGAAAAAAAAUGUUUUCUGUUCCAGACCAUUGAAUGUAGUCCAUGUAACAGAAAGGUUCACACAAUCCAAUACUACACUGAGUUUAUUUGAAUUGAUGUCAUAGCUGUUUUAGUCAGGAAACAGCCACAGAGAAGAAGUUAACCCAGUAACAGUUUUACUGCCAUUUUUUCUUGGUCAGUUAUUGAAAAAAAAUUAUCAUUAUUGCCAUGCAAGGGAAUGCUGAAUUAAUUUUAUUUUAUUUCUUCAAUGUUAGUUUUUUAUACAGGAAUGUAAAACAAACAAAAAAUAAUGAGGAAAACUGUUUUUAAAUCAGUUUAACGUCAAUGUAUAGCUGGAUGAUCACACCUCAGUUGCACUUUAAACCAGAGAUUGCUGUAAUAGUUUCCCCUGACCUAAUACAUUUUUUUAAGCACGACAUUUCACUUAAAAUGUGCAGGAUGAUUCUGGAUGCUUAAAACUAGCAAUUUAAGUGAUUAAAAUGUGUAGCAUUUUGGUCUCACUUAUUUUUUAAACACAGUCUCGUUAGUCUUGACUACUUGCUGUAUAGGCGUGGUUUACGAAAGAACCCUGUUUUAUUGCAAAAGUAAAAUUAAAUAUCCCUACAAAAAAUAAUAUUUCUGUCCUGUAGCUUCAUCAUAAUAUGGAAGAAAGGAUAGCUCCUCAGGAGGAUUUGUUGCAACCAUUAUUUAAUUUUCUUUCAUAUAUUUAAUCCAAAUGCAGGAACUGCAUUUAAAUAUCAUGUAAAUACAAAAAAAGUUGAAAAUGAACAUUUAUGUUGUUCACACGUGUAAAUGUUAUUGAUCUCUUGCUUUUCCAUUUUUUAGUGUUCAGUGUAUCUGACUGGAAGGACUGAUUAGUGGAAAUUCCGUAAGAGUCACUGUGAGCUUCUGUAUUGUUUUGAAUUUUUAUAAAGAUAUUAUGUCACUAA
This is a messenger RNA of Protopterus annectens (West African lungfish), 7658 nucleotides long. It is a transcript of the gene RBM33, whose product is annotated as RNA binding motif protein 33. The transcript has 19 exons. NCBI's taxonomy places the organism in Eukaryota, Metazoa, Chordata, Ceratodontiformes, Protopteridae. The coding region runs from base 120 to 3665 and encodes 1181 amino acids. The record is from RefSeq and is a predicted model, not a curated record. Gene Ontology annotation, molecular function: RNA binding.